Messenger RNA from Gavia stellata (red-throated loon), 2082 nucleotides. It is a transcript of the gene CPSF6, whose product is annotated as cleavage and polyadenylation specific factor 6. Gene Ontology annotation, cellular component: mRNA cleavage and polyadenylation specificity factor complex. Lineage: Eukaryota; Metazoa; Chordata; Aves; Gaviiformes; Gaviidae. Gene Ontology annotation, molecular function: mRNA binding. The transcript is spliced from 10 exons. Gene Ontology annotation, biological process: mRNA alternative polyadenylation. The coding region runs from base 2 to 1660 and encodes 552 amino acids. The record is from RefSeq and is a predicted model, not a curated record.
CAUGGCGGACGGCGUGGACCACAUCGACAUCUACGCCGAUGUGGGCGAGGAAUUCAACCAGGAAGCUGAAUAUGGUGGACAUGAUCAGAUUGAUUUAUAUGAUGAUGUAAUUUCUCCAUCUGCGAAUAAUGGAGAUGCUCCAGAAGAUCGUGAUUACAUGGAUUCUCUCCCACCAUCUGUUGGGGAUGAUGUAGGUAAAGGAGCUGCACCAAAUGUUGUCUAUACAUAUACUGGAAAGAGAAUUGCCUUGUACAUUGGAAAUCUUACUUGGUGGACAACAGAUGAAGACUUAACUGAAGCAGUUCAUUCGCUGGGGGUAAAUGAUAUUUUGGAGAUAAAAUUUUUUGAAAACCGUGCUAAUGGCCAGUCUAAAGGGUUUGCCCUUGUGGGUGUGGGAUCGGAAGCAUCCUCCAAGAAGUUGAUGGAUUUGUUGCCUAAAAGAGAAUUGCAUGGGCAGAAUCCUGUUGUAACUCCGUGUAAUAAACAAUUUCUGAGUCAAUUUGAAAUGCAGUCAAGGAAAACCACACAGUCUGGCCAGAUGUCUGGGGAAGGUAAAGCUGGUCCCCCAGGAGGAAGCUCACGAGCAGCAUUUCCACCUAGUAAUAGAGGACGAGGCCGUUUUCCAGGUGCCAUUCCAGGUGGAGACAGAUUCCCUGGGCCAGCAGGGCCAGGAGGGCCACCACCACCUUUCCCAACUGGACAAACUCCCCCACGUCCACCUUUAGGUCCUCCUGGCCCACCAGGCCCACCAGGCCCUCCACCUCCUGGUCAGGUCCUCCCACCUCCAUUAGCUGGACCGCCUAAUCGUGGUGACCGUCCACCACCACCAGUUCUGUUUCCAGGACAGCCUUUUGGUCAGCCUCCACUUGGGCCACUUCCUCCAGGCCCUCCACCACCAGUUCCAGGCUAUGGGCCACCACCAGGUCCACCACCACCUCAGCAGGGUCCACCUCCACCUCCGGGUCCAUUUCCCCCUCGUCCACCUGGCCCUCUGGGGCCACCCCUGACUCUUGCUCCUCCUCCACAUCUCCCUGGGCCACCUCCAGGUGCUCCACCACCUGCACCACAUGUGAAUCCAGCUUUCUUCCCCCCACCUGCCAAUAGUGGCAUACCUACUUCAGACAGCCGUGGCCCGCCUCCGACAGAUCCAUAUGGCCGACCUCCACCAUAUGACAGAGGUGACUAUGGGCCACCUGGAAGAGAAAUGGAUGCUGCAAGGACACCUCUAAGUGAAGCAGAAUUUGAAGAAAUCAUGAAUAGAAAUAGGGCGAUCUCAAGCAGUGCCAUUUCAAGAGCUGUAUCAGAUGCCAGUGCUGGGGACUAUGGAAGUGCUAUAGAGACCUUGGUAACGGCAAUUUCCUUAAUUAAACAGUCCAAAGUGUCUGCGGAUGAUCGCUGUAAAGUACUUAUUAGCUCUCUUCAGGACUGCCUUCAUGGAAUUGAGUCCAAGUCUUAUGGUUCUGGAUCCAGAAGACGUGAGCGAUCCAGAGAGAGGGACCACAGUAGGUCACGGGAAAAAAGUAGGCGCCACAAAUCGCGUAGUAGAGAUCGUCACGAUGACUAUUAUCGGGAAAGAAGCCGUGAAAGAGAGAGGCAUCGUGAUCGCGACAGAGAUCGCGACAGAGAACGAGACAGAGAGAGAGAAUAUCGUCAUCGUUAAAGAAGCUGAAGGAAGAGGAACAACAUGCAAGACAAGAUACAUUCUUCAAGGAAAGAUGCUUGUCCAGCAGUUUGCUUCAUGUGAUUGAACUGAGCCUGUAAGGAUUCAUGGAUAAAAUGAACAGGAAUAGAUCUGAAUAAAGCAAAUCUGCAUACAUGGUAACCAGUAGCUCUUUUACUUUUUUAUGUUGCUUAAUUGUUUUAUUUGAGGGAAACCUGUGUGAUUUAAACCUUAUAGCUUUUGCAACUUUAUUACUGGUUAUAUACAUUUGGCAAUUAUAAUGUGCAAGCAAUUGGAAAACGUCAAGUAAAUGCUUGUUUUUAUAGUAGUUUGUUCAUGUUAAACUGUUCAUAUGAUAAUGUCUGUACACAGCACCACUUUGAUUACAGUAGAUGUAGUGUUGUAAUAAACUGUUUAAUGGG